Paramisgurnus dabryanus is the source of this 4692-nucleotide messenger RNA. NCBI's taxonomy places the organism in Eukaryota, Metazoa, Chordata, Actinopteri, Cypriniformes, Cobitidae. The record is from RefSeq and is a predicted model, not a curated record.
UACUCUCAGACACAGUAAAAUGCAAGGACCGCCAUCCAGUCAGAUUCUUCUGGAAAACAAACAAUAUCUGCUUCUUAUCAUUACGAGCACCUGCCAGUGAAGCUACAAGUAUCGGUUUAUACCCCGGAUCUGCAAUCUUUGAAAUAUGGAGACGAUUCUUGGUCAGUCGUGGAGUUGAGCAAAACCAUCAUUGGUGUGAGACAGUCAGCCUCAGAUAUUUACAGCCCCUCUCUCAGAUCGACACAAACCCAGCUGUAAACUCAUGGAGGGUCCUGUACUGACAGAAAGUGAAGUUUGGAAAGUUGGUUCAGGGACCAGCACAACUAUAAACACAAGUGACCGAAGUAUUGACUUUUCACCUCUUAUAAACGUCAGCAUGCCGGAUGAAGUGCCUGAGAGUCCAGAAACGCCAGUCCAAGAGGAGAUCGAGGCACAUACGGAUUCAGAGGUUACACCAGAUCAGAUCAAGUCUAUAAUUUCACACGAGCUACGAUUAGAAGAGGAUUUAUCUUCAAUUCAACCAGCAGUCAGGGGUGAUGAGCCGUCUGAACCAUCGGAUACCAGCCUGACACCUGACCAACCAGACAUCAACAAGGAGAUUAACCAAGAGAUCACCAUACUGGUGACCAGUCAUGAUUGUAUUUUGGAGGACGAUGAGAAUGAAGAUUUUGAGGAGCAGAAGAUCAUUGACGGUCGAGGAUCAUUUGAGGAUGAACGUGAAGGUGGUUCCAUCGUCGUGACGAACGUGAUAGAGGUCAGUCAGGUCCAGAUAACCAGCGUGACAAGCAAUAUAUCAACCGAGGAAAAUAUUAUUGUAGAGGAACCCAAACUGCCUGGAGAUCAAGAGGAAAAUAAGGAGAAAACGAGAGAAGGCAGCGGUGAGACAGAAUCUGAAAAAGGCCAACAUGAACACAAACAAAGUGCAGAUUCGUAUGACGCACAAAACAUGGACGCAAGCAAAACACGUAUUGCCGAAACCAGACCUUCAAUAGAAGUGUGUGGUGUGAAAGAUCAAACCACACAACCUGAAAGUGAAGAAGUAAACAUAAAAUUGAAGAAAACAGAAUCUACAGAAUCCAAGGAUGCUAGCCGGCUCACUCAGGACACACUUACUUUAACUCGGUCGCCCGGACGCCAACAGCACGUGCAAACCCAAGUCAGUCUGGAGGUGAUGUAUCAGUCUGUGGCCACCAGCCCUAUGACACCUCAAGAGGGUUCUUCUGCAUUUCUUUUCCCAAGCUCUUUUGGGAAGUUGGCCACCAAGUGUAGCACCGAGAAGGCCCUGACCAUCGAAACCAAAGAUGUCGAGAUGCAGGUGGGCAUGCAGGUGGAGUCUAGAUCAGUCGCCACAGCUCCGAUGACCCCUAUCAUCCUGACCGCACCUGAGGUCAUUCCCGAGCCGGAACCACGGUUAGGGACGACGGCAGAGGAAACGGUAGAACCUUUGCAGGAGGUGAGCUGGGAUGAGAAGGGAAUGACUUGGGAAGUGUAUGGUGCGGUGGUUGAGGUGGCGGUGCUGGGAACAGCCAUCCAGAAACAUCUGGAGAAACAGGUCAUGAAACAGAAUAAACAACCUUCGAUGCUCACCGUGACAGAUGCUCCUCAAACAGAUCAGACAGAAACGCCCAUUCCCGUCCCGUCCAGUCCUCCACCUGUAUCAGAUCCCGGCGAAUGCAGCCUAGUCGCAGAACAGAGUACGACGGUCGAGGAAAAGGAAGUGAAGAAGGGCAGACGUCGACAGAAUCCGUUUCGCAAAUGGUGCAGAAAUGUCAGAUUGCCGAGCUGUUGUUCAAGGCCACGUCAAGAUGAGGAAAACUGAGCUGAACUUUGGCUUCAAUGAUGGCCGUUCUGCAUUUGUAAUGACUAAUCUGGACAUUAUAUGAAUAAUCAUCAAUCAAGCUUUUUUUGCUGAGUAUUUUGCUUUUGUCAAGGCGUGCUAACAUUACCCAGAUGUUGUUGUGGUCAAUAAGGAUCACUUUUCAAAUGCCCUUUUAUAUCACUUGGUAAAUGUACCUUUAAAAAAAUUCUUAUUAGUAAAUAUAACAUUUCCUAGGAAUAUUUAAAGAGUUUGAAGACUUUCCCUUUAAUUACUCAUCCUUAUGUCGUGCACAAAUUUUUGUUUGCAGGGUUCGGAGUGUCAUGUGUGUUGCUCAUGUUUUCAAAAUAUGUGGUUGUUGCGUCAUGUGAACCAUGUGCAUCACGUGUUUUGUCAAAAUAAGUGCCUGCUGCACACGCGUCAAACCAGUUUAUGGCAAGUGUGCUGCACAAGCCCUGAAAAGUGAAGCCAAAAUGUCUCGAUCGCCCCCCAGUGACUGGUCCCAGUAUAGGUCAUAAACCCCACCUCCCCCAUGUUAUUCAACGGGACUUGAGACCAACUAAACAAUUUAAUUACACUUCAAUUAUCUUUUUUCCGAAGCGGGUUUCUGUCAUUUGCUGUAGUUUUUAUCAUGCUGAUGUAAAUUCAAGUGUUUGUUUUUAAAAUAAGUUUGUUUUUAGUUAGUUAUUUAAUGCUAUAAAAAACUGUGGUGCCACGUCAUGAUUGACAGCUGUGAUCUGCGCAUUCAGCGAGGGCGGGGCCUUGAUUUCGUGGCUUUACUUCCUGCUCACUAUUGUGCAGGACUGGUCCCGAAAUGGCUACUGCGCAGACACAAGACCCAAGAUGUCGAGCCCGGUUGCAUAAAGCACCUUAAGUGUAAUUUUCCCUUAAGUUCACCCUUAUGUUUCCCUUAAAAUUAAGGGUGUUGCAGAAAAACCCUUAAGUUUUUUCUGUUGCGUCUCCAUGGCAACAAUAGUAUUUUAUAACAACAAACCUGGGUUGCUGUCAUGAAACACUUAACGAUUACCCUUACCUAAGAGAAGCAUUUAAGGGAUUAUAUGCAAAACUCUUUAAUUAUUCUCUUACAGUAGUUAAGGGGAAUUUACCCCUUAAGUGUCAUACUUAAGGGAAAAACUUAAGGUGCUUUAUGCAACCGGGCCCAGAGCCUUAUCAGGACAUGGGUGGCUUCACUUUUCACCAAUGGAAGAGAGCGAACGGGCGUUGUCCAUCUUUUUUUACAGUCUAUGGUUUAUGAUAAAAGAGACGCGUCUUUUUUAUCAUAAACCCUUUAGACCCUGCUGAAAAAACAGCAUCAAACCAGCAUGGGAAUUAUGCUGGCCUAUGCUGGGGAUCACCAGCAUACCAGCACCAAAACACAUCAUUAUGCUGGUCUUGCUGGUAUGACCAGCAUGGGAUGCUGGUGUGACCAGCUUGGGAUGCUGGUGCUAGUGCUGGUUUGGUGCUGGUUUAGCUGGUGCUGAUGCUAAUGCUGGUUUGCGCUGGUUUAGCUGGUGUUCACUAGCAAACCAGCACCAAAACCCAACAUAUGCUGGUCUUGCUGGUAUGCUGUUUUUUUCAGCAGGGGACACGUCUGCAGCAGGCACUUAUUUUGACAAAACACAUGAUGCACAUAGGUUCACUCAACACGCCAAACACAUAUUUUGAAAUGACGAACCACACAAAUGACGGCUUACAUACAUGUUGUGACAAACUUCGCAUUGUGCGCCAUCAAACAAGAAGUCACAGGCCCCCAAUGCUUUGAUGUCAUCUGCCUGCCAGUUCUGGCUGAUCCGCAUCAGUCAAGCCUAAUUUUUUUGCUAAUGAAGUCAUGCUUGUGUUAAAGUCGAAAUUUUAUUAAAAUUUUAUGUAAUUUGUUUAGCUUUUUUUUUUUUUUACAAAUGACAUAUCGUGAGGUUCAUAAUUUUUUUUAAAGUAAUGUGUCUUCAUAAUCCUUAAUCAAAAACGCAAAUCUCCUUGAAACGAUCUCUUUUUACUUCCGGUCAUAUGGUACGGCAGGUGGGCGGAGUCCUGGAAAAGAUCGCAGCGAUUAGCAAUUAGCAACAUGACCCAACUUGGGUGUACGAAUUCAAUUUCAUCUCAGAUGCAAUUUCACCACGUGGAAAAUAAGACAAUAGCUACUUCCGUUUAAUGGCGACUUUUAAACUUUUGUAAGUCGUGCAUUUGCCAUAGAUAUGUGUAUACAUAGAUGUCCCAUUCGACUGCUGCAUAGAUGCGAGCCCUUAAUGGGACAUCUAUGUGUUUGAAUACAUCUAUGGCUGUCGGUUAACGCACACGCGCCUGCUGCUUUCCUCAAAACGCGCCUUUUUGAGUCCAAACAAAAUAGCGUCUAUGGUGGUGAGAAAGCUCUCGGAUUUCAUCAUACAUAUGUUAAUUUUCGUUCCGAAGAUGAACAAAGUUGUUGGCCGACAUGAGGGUGAGUAAAGACAAAAUUUCAUUUCUGGGCUGAAGUAAAGCAGUUAAAACACUAGUGACAGUACCAGGUACUGUGAUGUGUAUGUAGGGAAACCCUAGAAUUUUCUGAUCAUUAGGCAUAAAAAAGUGAUGUUGUGAAAUAGUAAAAUGUUUGGUGUUUUUUAGGGUUUUAAACCCUGUUUUUCUAUUGGCUUUUGUAUAAUUGUGUAAGUCACGGACGUAACCACAUCUUUGACAUUGGGGGGAUCAAAACAUUCAGGGCUAUAUAUAUGUAUAUUAAAAAUAUAUAAGUUUUUGAUUAAUAGAGUGGAACAUGUUGUCCCCCCAAUGUCUAUAUUAUGAUUACGGCCAUGGUGUAAGUCAAGUUUUAGUGGAUUUGUCUGGUAUUUGCAGUUAAGCUCAGCACACCCAUAAUGAACUCCUCACGUCCACUGUGGUGGUUU